GGCCGCCGUGAGGUAACAUCGCUCGUCUGCUCUUGGACGAUACAGUGCGGCGGUGCUAGUGGGACGGAGCCACCAGAUAUGUGGUCCUUGACUGUGUUGCUCGUCAGUUUCGUUACACAAUGUGUCGUGCCGUCAGUAAAUGCUGGCUACACGUUUGAGAUGCUCCUCAUUGGCUACCAGAACCCCUCCCACAGAUCCUCUCGCGGGGGACUCUGCGAGCGUCGUGAUGACAGUGAUCCUUGUGACAACGCUUUCAAAAUCUGCUUCCGUCAUCGAGACUCCCCGGAGAGCUCUAGCUGCGACAUCGGGAAAUUUCAAACAGAGAAAAUAGUCGAUGACAAUGACAAUCUAGUGUUCAUGGAAGGAGAGAGUAUUGGUGGUGUUCAUAACCCCAUCACAGUG
Molecule: messenger RNA, 402 nt
Organism: Geodia barretti
Lineage: Eukaryota; Metazoa; Porifera; Demospongiae; Tetractinellida; Geodiidae
Source: the annotation of a GenBank genome assembly